ACAUUAUUAAAUUAAUUGAAGUAUUAUAGUAAAAUAUCAUUCAAUAUAAUUAGUGAUGAACCUACUGGAAGAUUGGCUUUAGUAUUCGAGUUGAUGGAAUAAAAUCUGUACGAACAUAUUAAAGGUAAGAUUAAUUAAUACAUCUAAUUAGGCAGAAAAAUACCAUUAAAAUAAGAGAAGAUUAGGAGUUAUACGUAUCAAUUACUAAAAGCCAUCGAUUUUAUGCACACAAAUAAUAUUUUUCACAGAGAUAUUAAACCGUAAGAUUUGAAUUGAUAGGUUUUAGUGAAAAUAUCCUGUUGCUUGGAGAUCAUCUUAAAUUGGCUGAUUUGGGUUCGUGUAAAGGAAUAUACUCGAAACAUCCAUACACAGAAUAUAUCUCAACCAGAUGGUAUAGAUCUCCAGAAUGUCUAAUGACUGAUGGUUACUAUGAUAGCAAAAUGGAUAUAUGGGGUGCUGGUUGUGUCUUAUUUGAGAUCACAGCUCUAUUCCCUCUCUUUCCUGGAAGCAAUGAAUUAGAUCAAGUGCAUCGUAUUCACAACAUUUUGGGAACACCCAAUCCUAAAGUCCUUGAUCGAUUUAGGAAGCAUGCGACUCAUAUGGAAAUCAAUUUCCCUUAUAAAGUUGGAACUGGAUUAGAAAAUUUGAUUCCGCAUGCUCCUAAAGAUCUUGUAGAUCUAAUUAAAUAGAUGUUAAUUUAUGAUCCAGAAGAACGUAUUAAUGCAAAACAAGCGCUGAGACAUCCUUACUUUAAAGAAAUAAGAGAUCAAGAAUAACAAAAAUUGUUAGAAACUAGUUUAUAAUCCAUAAAAUUAUUAAAAAAAAAGUAAUAUAUAUCCCAAUUUAAUAAGUGAUGAUUCCCUAAUGGAAGAAGAGUAAAAUACAACUCACAUAAUUCAUAAAAAGACUAUAUUUAAUCAAACUAACAAAGUCUUAUAAAACUCUUUUAAGAAUAAAAAUUUGCAUCUCUUAGAUUGUGUAAAAUUGCCAACUCUAACAAAAAAACAGGCAGACUUAAAAAAAGCCUAUGGCCCAGCGCAUUUUUAGAGUAAAAAAAAUUAUAAUUAACAAUUAGCUACAAAGAAAAAGUCUAUUUAAUAUGAAUACAUCUUAUAUGGUAAAAAGGCUAACUUAGGUAAUUUUCUAAAUACUCUCAGACAUAAAUGAACAUCG
This is a messenger RNA of Paramecium octaurelia, 1173 nucleotides long. Lineage: Eukaryota; Ciliophora; Oligohymenophorea; Peniculida; Parameciidae. The record is from the annotation of a GenBank genome assembly.